Molecule: messenger RNA, 2270 nt
Organism: Oncorhynchus masou masou (cherry salmon)
Lineage: Eukaryota; Metazoa; Chordata; Actinopteri; Salmoniformes; Salmonidae
Gene: exosc2
Product: exosome component 2
Exons: 9
Coding region: 63-950 (295 amino acids)
Biological process (GO): U4 snRNA 3'-end processing; CUT catabolic process; nuclear polyadenylation-dependent rRNA catabolic process
Cellular component (GO): nuclear exosome (RNase complex); cytoplasmic exosome (RNase complex)
Molecular function (GO): RNA binding
Source: RefSeq, a predicted model, not a curated record
GAAGUAUCUGAUGACGUCAAUUACAAGCGCCGUUUGAGUUAACAGAACAGAAGACAGAAAGCAUGGCUGCGGAUAUGAGAUUGCCAACAAUUCGGAAACAAGUAUCGUUAUCAUCCUCUCUGUCUGCUUUGGAUGGAAAAGAUCUAGUUGUUCCCGGUGAUGUGAUCACAUCAGAUACAGGGUUUAUGAGGGGUCAUGGGACUUACAUGGACGAAGAAAAACUAACAGCCUCUGUGGCAGGAGAGGUGGAAAGAGUGAACAAGCUCAUCUGUGUACGGCCGCUCAAGACCAGGUUCAACGGGGAGGUUGGAGAUGUGGUGGUUGGGAGGAUCACAGAGGUGCAGCAGAAGCGCUGGAAGGUGGACACCAACUCCAGACUGGACUCUGUGUUGCUGCUGUCCUCUGUCAAUCUGCCCGGAGGAGAGCUGAGGAGACGGUCAGCAGAAGAUGAGCUCACCAUGAGAGACUACCUUCAGGAGGGGGACCUCAUCAGUGCAGAGGUACAGUCUGUUUUCUCAGAUGGGGCGCUCUCUCUUCACACCCGCAGUUUAAAGUAUGGAAAGUUGGGGCAAGGAGUUCUUGUGCAGCUAUCUCCCUCUCUGAUCAAGAGACAGAAAACCCACUUCCACAACCUGCCUUGUGGGGCCUCCAUCAUCCUGGGCAAUAAUGGCUUUGUGUGGCUGUACCCCACCCCAGGACAUCAGGAUGAGGAGGCUGGAGGAUACUACACCAGUCUGGAGCCUGUCUCUCUCUCAGAUCGGGAGGUGAUCUCACGGUUGAGGAACUGCUUGCUGGCCUUGGGGGCACACAAGGUGCUUCUGUACGACACCAGUGUGCUCUACUGUUACGAGUCAUCACUCCCACACCAGAUCAAGGAUAUCUUAAAACCAGAGGUGAUGGAGGAGAUUGUGAUGAUGACGCGUCAGAAACUUGUCGAACUGGAGGGUUAGAGUACCAGAUGCAACCUUCCUUAACGUAAUGGAAGGUUUGUGAUGCCUAAACUUGGAAUGCAGGGAACAAGGCAUUAACCACAUUGGGGACUGAACCUAAACCCAAGUUCUGAACUUGUCUCUCAAGCAGAAGAUACAGUGACCUGUAUAUCCCCUUUUUGAUACAAUCUUCUGGUUUCAUCAGGAAAUGUAUUUCUCUGCAGUUUAGUUUAUGAAGCUAAAAGUAUAAACGCAUCAAGUGUUGGUCUCAUGUUUCAUGAGCUGAAUUGAAAAAAAAUCCAGAAAUUUACCAUAUACACAAAAAGCUUAUUUCUCUCAAUUUGUGUGCAUAAAUUUGUUCACAUCCCUGUUAGUGAGCAUCUCUCCUUUACCAAGAUAAUCCAUCCACCUGACAGCUGUGGCAUAUCAAGAAGCUGAUUAAACAGCAUGAUCAUCGCACAGGUGCACCUUGUGCUGGGGACAAUAAAAGGCCACUUUAAAAUGUGCAGUUUUGUCACACAACACAAUGCUACAGAUGUCUCAAGUUUAGAGGGAGCAUGCAAUUGGCAUGCUGACUGCAGGAAUGUCCACCAGAGCUCUUACCAGAUCAUUUUAUGUUAAUUUCUCUACCAUAAGCUGCCCCCAGUGUCGUUUUAGAGAAUUUGGCCGUACGUCCAACCGGCCUCACAUGUAACCACGCCAGCCUGUGGGAUAGUCUGAGGGGACGUGGUGAGGAGUAUUUCUAUCUGUAAUAAAGAAACGUAUUCUGAUUGGGUGGGCCUGGCUCCCCAGUGGGUGGGCCUGGCUGCCAAGUGUGUGGGCCUAUGCUUUCUAAGGCCCAUCCAUGGCUGCACCCCUGCAUAGUUGUGAAAUCUAUAGAUUAGGGUGUAAUUUACUUAUAUGAACUGUAAUUCAGUAAACUUUGAAGUUGUUUAUUUUUUGUUAAGUAUAUAAACUAUAGCUAUGUUUCUCAAUAGACACCUAUAUUGGAGAGGGAUGGUAAUUGAUUUACUGAAUUAAAAUGUUCCUGCAUUCUGCAACCAAGGACCCAGCUGUUCCUUGUUUCUUUGUGGUUGUUUUUUAGAGAACUGUAGUAGAGGACUGUUGAUAAUGUGUCAUACUUUUGUAUGAUUAACUACUCUUUUGAGAAUUAAAUACACAAACCUACUAAUGCCUCAAGCUAUCAGUGUGUGAAACCUUAAUCUUAUGCUUGUAAGUAGUGCGUUUUUAUUUUGAGGUUUCCCAAUUAGAUUAUUUUACUUCAAGGGCACAUGUAAUGAGAGAUCCUUGUGGAGGAAUCUUAGCCUCCCAAUGUACAUUAAAGUGUUUUUCCUCACAUUA